GAAAUCUUUCUGGUUUUCUACUUAUAGACUGGUCGAUGAUCUCCCUUCUGAGCCUGAGACUUCUCUGCCUCCUCCCGACUCCUUUGAGGCUCCAGAACAUCUCUGUUAAGCAUGACGGACCAGAAGCAGCAGCAGAGGAGUUCCCCCCACAAGGAUUCUCUGACCCAGAGCCAAGAGCCAGAGACUGAUGACUCUUCCAGCUUGAGUCCCAGAAAGGGAAAGAAUGGCUCUCUGAGAAUUGGAAGUUUCAAGAAGACCUUCUCAUGGAAGAACAAAGUGAAUAUGGCAUCUGGUGACCACGUGGUAGAGGAGAAGCCCAUCCGUGGGAGCUUAAAUUUGUUCCUCAGCUCCUUCCAAAAGGUGGAGGAGAAAGAGGAAGACAAAUCUAAGAAGUCAUCUCAACAGGUAUCCCCUGAAAGGGAGCCUCUGGAGGAGGAGUCUGAAGCAGAUUCCUCCAGCAAGACCAAGCCAGCAAAAACAAAGGACCCCCAGCAAGAGAAACAAAGAAACCCUAGCAAGCCUUGCUCUCCCACCCAGAGCCAGACUGGAAGGAAGCUUAGUGUCGACUCCACUAACUCCUGCACUGAGAAGGAGGAGGAUGUUGGUCUUGGGCUAUCCAACUUCAAGAGGACUAUUUUAAGAAAGAGCAAGAGGGAAAGCAGCACUGAGAGCCAGGCAGCUGAGGAAAGUGGCUUUCUUCGAAAGAGCUCACGCUUAUUCAAGUCUUUCAGGAAAAAUGAGGAGGAAGGGACCAGCGGAGCUCCCAGGCUACCAAAGAGAUCCCUCGGGUCCCCUGAUGAAGAACCCUCAGAGAUAACAAUGGAAGUGGAGGACGAAAAGCCCAUCUCUGAGCUCAUUGCUGAACGGCAGCUGCUGAAAGCCUUUUCCCAGCUAAGUCAGCAGGAGGCCAACCUUGUGGAGGACCAUCGCUUGGGGAGGUUCAAGGACGAUCCCACUGCCUAUGUUCGCCACGCCAUGGACAUCUGUCUUCACUAUGACAUGAUGGCGGCCGAGAUCAGGAACAUUGUGGAGGAGACUCUGAGCCGGCCGGGGGUGGACGUGGAGGCUCUGAAGUGUGUGGGGCAGCUGAUUGAGAAGGAGGAGGAGAUUCACCCAGACCUGCCCAACACUGACUUCCUGAGAAAUCCUCGGAAGUGGAGGCACCGGUGGGAGGAGACAGUGAAGAAGAGUGCCCGGGACCGAGUGGGGAAGGUGGGCCAGGGCACCGGGGAAUCGAGCCUGGCCAGCCUCCUUGCGGACCUGGGCAGGGUGGUCAAGCAGGACCUAAUGAAGAUCUGGAAGGAGGUGCAGCGCUGCUACCCCAAGGACUUCCCGGUGUGCAAGACCUAUAAGGAUGGCUUCCACGAAGCCGUGUCUGCCCGGUUUGAGGAGUUCCUGCAGGAGCCUCAGGGCUUUGAGCAGCUUUAUGUGAUCAUGGACUGGGUAGACAAUGUCUACUGCGGCAAGGACUUCCUGGGCCCAAAUAUGACUACAAUGCCAACGCUGCUGUCACCUGAGGUGCGGGAAAAACUAGAAAGUGACUACACCAAGUUACUGGAGACCAGGAUCAACAACUGCUUUGAUAGCAUUCUGAGUCUGGAACUGGACCGGUGGUCAGAAAGGAAGAGUCCCAGUCUGCUUCUAGAUCUCUAUCACUCCUCCAUCUCCAUCGACAUUCACAUGCUAGUUGGGGAGCAUGUGAAAUCAGCCGAGGCCAUCUCCCCGGGGCUGAAGGCUACCACGCUACAGAUCUUGGAGAAGUCAUUGAAUGAAUUCAUCCCCAGGUUUGAAAAGAAGUUCCUGGACUCAGACUCUGUCAAAGACCAGACCCUGCUCCUGCCCUACCUGUGUGCCUACAUCAAUGACUUUCAGGAGCUAAAGACCAACCUACCUGUCAAAUUCACGAGCAGCCUUAAGACUGUGGGAACAACUCUGUCUGAGGUGAUUAACAGGUUCAAAAAGCAAAUGUUGGUCCAUUUGCAUCAAGAAACACAGGUCCUAUUCAAGGAUGUGGGCAACAAGGCUUGGUUGACUACUGACAAGCUACAGCCGAUCAUGGAGAAGGUGGUCCCUUUUGCCAAGCACCUGAAGCACCUGGCUCAACCCCAUAGUCAGGUCCUGGGGAUGGUCCUGGGGAGGGACAUGGAGGGAAUGGGGAGAGGGAACUCAGAUGGAAAAAGCUCGGAAGGAGCCUUGAGGCUGACCUCCACUCUUCUACUCCUCCCUCAGGAGUGUCUGCAGGAAAUGCACUGCUAUGUGAUUCGGGAAUACGUGGCCCAUGUGCUGAAGCCACGAGAGAGGCUUCGAGGAGCAGACCGAGUGGCCAGUGCCCACAAGAUGAGCCAGGAAUCGGAUGCCAUUGGCUGCACCUUUCAAUAUCUGGGCUCGGAAGCUUCUUGGCUGGAUUUGGCGAUCCCCUGCAUCUCAGACAUCCUGAAAGAGAACCACAAAGAGAACAUUAAAAAACAUAUUGAAGCCCUCAUCAGGGGUUACCCGGACAUCAGGCAGGAGCACGUGGCUGCCAUUUUAGCCCUUCGGAACCUGGGACGAAGACAAAACCAGAUCUUUCUUCGUCAUGCUCAGACCCUGCUGAAGAAGGCCCCAAAUCCGUUCUUAGACCACAGACUCUUUGAGGAGAUAGAUGUACCCACAUCUGUGGAAGUGUUCCUCACCUGCAUUUAGAAAUUGGCCUGGAGAAGAGGAAAAGCAGGGCCCGUGAAUUCUUAAAGGUGAAAGAAUGAAGGACUCCCUUGGAGUGGGUUCUUCAUGGAGCUAAGGAUCCCAAAUACUGGGAAGAGGCACAGAGGGAUUCCAGAAAGUACAGGUGUCACUGCCCCCAAGAAUAAAGGGAAAGUGUUAGUUCGGCAACCUUUCUUGACUUUCCUUCUCUCCACUGCAAUAUCCCCCUCUGCUUCCUCUAGAUGGAUGUCCAACUGGUUCGCAGAUUUUCCUCUCUUGCUCCUAACCAGCUGGUUCCGCCCAUUUCUAAGAAAUUAGGAGAUAAACAUAUUCUCUCUUGAGUGGGAAAUUCUGUUUAUGCCUCUUCUCCAAAAAAGGAAUUCUUUCCUUUAAAUAGGAGCCAGGGGAGGUCAAUGCUCAACUCAGACAUGGGAAACACAAAUAGCGGAAUUCUAAGAAGACAAAAUACAAUAGAAUAAACAUUUUUCAAGUGCCCACUAUAUGGCGGAAGAAUGGAGACCCCAGGAGAUUGAAAGUUCAAAGAAGAUUAUGUCCCCAUCUUUGGAGAUCCUUUCAGUCUAGUUAUGAAUUAGAUAUAAACAUAGAUAACUAUAUACAUAAUUAAUUCAAUAUUUAUUAAACCAUACUGUGUACUCUACUGAGCACUGAGGGAAAUAAAAAAGACUAAACCUUUUUAGCUAAGAUGUCCUUGACUUCAUGAAGCUCAUAAUCUAGUAGGGGAGUAAGAUACCAUCAGAAGCUAUAACAUCCAAUAUUACCUAAAUAGUAUUGUUAUGUGUUAUGUGUGAUCCAAUAUGGGAAGUUUAAUGACUGGUGAAAUUAGGGUUGAGACCAAGGGAUUCCUUCCUUUGCAUGUAAGCAGAGCCCUGACAGGAAGGACUGGAAAGAAGGCUCCAGUCCUAGGAUGCCUGUGGAUCCGCCCAGUCAUACCCAAAACUCUUGGGGCUCAGGAAUUGGGGAGUAGGGUGGGGUAGGAUAUGAUAUGAAUGCCUGAAUCAUCCAUCCCCUCUAGGAAGCAGAGAAUUCUUCCCAGUUGUGACAGGGAGAACAACUUCACAUGCUCAAUGUUCUAUAUUUAUUUUUAAAAUAAAAUUGUAUUCUAUGAGAAUUCUUUGAAAAAAUGGUGACUGGAAAGGCAGCCUGCUUUGGAAUUAGGAAAGACCUAAGUUCAAGUUUUGCUUCCAACACUACUCUCUCAAGCUUCCUCCCCACUCAGGCACACAGAGACUGUUGUAAUGCCCUCAAUUUCUCUAACAUCCAUGAAUGUUAAAUCUCCGUGGUUCAGAACUUUAAUAUUCCUCUCUUAGACUAAAAUCUUUCUUAAUUUCUAUCUCACUUUUCUUAAAAACCUAUAAUUCUUUUUAAUCCUAUUGUCUACUUAUAUCCCUCAUCUUACCCACUUUUCAAGUGUAUUACUCCUAUUCUGGAUCAUAGUCCUUCCCUCAAAAUCUUGACCCUGAAAUAGUCAACAAGUUCAGUAACACACUAGGAAAGCCUACCCUUGAUUCCCUGUUCCCCUUUCCCAUCUUUGCCUGUGCCUUUCCAAAACCCACUCUGGGAUAUCCCCACCAUCUUACCCUCUCUGCACCUGUUCAUAAACACCACUGAGGAAAGUCACAUGAUAUUUCUAAGUCCACUACAAAUUAACACUAGCUGAUCAAUCUGGACAGGGCUCUAACCCCUACUUUUGUCUGCCCCACAGAAUCUGUUUCAAACUCUCUCCUUAAGACACCAUCUCUGUCUCUAUUUGCCCCAAUUCUCAUAUUCUAAAGAGGAAAUAAAGGUAAUCCACCUCAAGCUCUUAUUUCUACUUAAUUCUAUACUUCAAAUCCCUUUUUUCUUCAUUUUUGUUUACCUCUCUGAGAAAGAUAUUAACUUUUUCCUGGCCAAGAGCAGCUGUCCUACUUGUGGCCAUCCCUUCACCCCUAUCUCCAUCUUUCAAUCUCUUCCAGGAGUUUGUCCCUGACCACCAUUUCUCUUUCUCUAAUUUUAAAUCUCCUUCUCUGCUGACUAACCCAUCCUCACAUUGCUUUCAUCCUUUAAACACCUGCAUUUGAGCCCGUUUUAACCUUCCAAGUAUCACUUUACAUUUCCUCCUCCUUCCUCUCCCACCCUAUUCACAGACAAACACCUGGAAAAAACCAUGAUGCUCUGUUUCACUUUCUCACUUCUCCCUUUGUAAUUGGGCUUCUAACUUCACAUUUAUUUAUUUUAUUUUAUU
Molecule: messenger RNA, 4921 nt
Organism: Sarcophilus harrisii (Tasmanian devil)
Lineage: Eukaryota; Metazoa; Chordata; Mammalia; Dasyuromorphia; Dasyuridae
Gene: EXOC3L4
Product: exocyst complex component 3 like 4
Exons: 12
Coding region: 112-2682 (856 amino acids)
Biological process (GO): exocyst localization; exocytosis
Cellular component (GO): exocyst
Molecular function (GO): SNARE binding
Source: RefSeq, a predicted model, not a curated record